CCAAGUGUAGUGUUGUGAACAGAUCCGUGAUGAAAUGUCACCUUUUACUGGUAUAUUGUGGUGUGUGUUAAUUGUGACAGUCGCUGCGAUAAAAGACGACAAUGAGGUCGAUCGGUUCCCACGCCUCUUCCACUUGGAUAAUUACGAGCGAUGUUUGUCAAAAAAGAAUGGCCUCUACUGUCUUGGCACGUUCCAACUCAGCUCUGAUGGCCCCAAUUCACUAUAUGACUCCUUAAAGACUCUGAAGUACUGUCGAACGAACAAACAAGCAAAGACGUUAGAAGAUGUUGAGCUACCUCAUAUUAUAGUUGCAUUAGUAGUCGGCGUUUUGCUGGUCUUAAACGUCGUUGAGAACAGCAUUCUGAGCAUUUGGUCAGUAAAGGAGAAUUGGCGUCGUCUCAUUUGCACCUACGACGACAGUGAUCCUAUUCGAGCCGCACUACAUCCUAUACAAGGAACCAGAGUGCUGCUACUGUUACUGGUGAUAAUAGCUCAUGCGAUUGAAACAACCUACAAAUUGCAUCUCGCCAACCCUAUUUUCUUAGAAACCGCUCAAAGAAAUCCUAUGUCAAUAUUUCUCAAGAACGGUACUUCUUCAGUACAAGCAUUUAUAGUUAUUUCAAACUUCCUAUUCGCCUACAUGCUGUUAGGAUACUCUCAGAAGAAGAAAGUCAGCCUCUCAAUGCUACCGAUGUGCAUUUUGUAUAGAAUAGUAAGAAUAUCGCCAGUGUACCUCCUGACGAUAGGCUUCAUGUCGAGCUGGUGGCGGCUGGCUGGUGAUGGCCCAAUGUGGUCAGACCUGGUCAUAUCUGAGAGCGAAAUCUGCAGACAGAAAUUCUGGAUGCACGCCUUCUAUGUGCAUAACCUGGUCCAUCCUGAGAAGUGGUGCAUGCUGCAGUCUUGGUUCUUAGCGGUGGAUAUGCAGCUAUACGUAAUAGCAUGUUUCUUAACUCUCUUGUUAGUGAACAAUCGUCGACGAGCUCUGUACGUCAUCGGCUGGCUGUUCGUCGCCUCGUGUGUCCUGAAUUCCGGCUUAGCUUACAUCUAUGAAUGGAAAUCUCUGAUGUAUCUUCUAUCACCUGAGAACUUACGCAACACAUUUGAGGGAGUUACGUCAUUCUGGUACUUCUACAUAUCUCCGUGGGGCAGUCUGCCCGCCUGCCUGCUCGGUCUGUUUGUAGCACAUCUACAGUUCUACGCCAAGGAACAAGGAUUUCAAAUAACAAAUACCAAGUGGAUUGUACACCUGUACCACAUAGCAGUGCCGCUGUGCGUCGCGUGGGUGUUCACUGGCCACAUCAUGUCAACAUGGACCACGCGUCUCUCCAUGGCCACCUACAUUGGUAUAGAAAGACCAAUGUUCUCCGCUAUAUGCGCUCUGCUGUUGUACGGAUCUAUUGAUAAUCUUGAUAACUGUUUCAGACGUUGGAUGGCGUGGCGCGGCUGGCAGGUGCCGGCGCGGCUCUCACUGUGCGUGUUGGUGAUACACCGAGUUAUCAACACGCAGUUGGUCGCUGUCCGUACUGCUGCUGUUACUACUUCUGUAGUAGCUAUUACAAUAGAGGUUAUAAUAACAACGUUUGCUACAUAUCUACUGGCGAUACCAAUGAUGUUACUCGUAGAAAUGCCGAUACAACGUACUUUCGUUGCAUACAUCUCACGAGGGAAGCAGUUAGAAUAACAAAUAGGAAAAUCUGGCUGUGCUACAAUUAAAUAGAUACAUUCGUUUAAACGUAUUGUAUAUUUGUAUAUGCGACUGGGAAUAAUAACCAAUGGGACCUUUUUAAUGAGAACGGAAAUUGUUUCUCACUUGGAUAAAGCUAUUUGCUAUCUUUAUUAUACCAUCGUUUGCAAUUUAUUGCUACCUAUUUGUAAAUUGAGGCGUUUAUCUCUUGUCAAGAAAGAAGGCUUUUUUUUAAUUCUUACACCUCAAAAUGCUCUAACUGUACACACUACAGUAAGUUAGUCUGAUUUCUAAGAGUACUGUGUACAAAAAUAUUUACGUGUUUAAAUAAUUCAGACGGUAAUAUUACUGCUGUUCGAAUAAGGAGUGGUGAAUGGUCAUCCUUUUCUAAGCUAGUAAAAUUCAUAUCAGUAUAACAGUUUCGUAACUUAUUUUAGUAAUAGAAUACAAUUACAUUUAUUAAUUAAGGCAUGUGUAAGCAGAGAUGUAAUCUAACAAAGCUGUAACUUAGUUUUAUUUAUUGUUUACAUUUGUCAAAUUAUCAAUAGCAAAAGUCAAAAUUACAUGACAUGACA
Molecule: messenger RNA, 2259 nt
Organism: Papilio polytes (common Mormon)
Lineage: Eukaryota; Metazoa; Arthropoda; Insecta; Lepidoptera; Papilionidae
Product: regulator of hypoxia-inducible factor 1-like
Exons: 12
Coding region: 35-1681 (548 amino acids)
Source: RefSeq, a predicted model, not a curated record